AUGGCUGCCGGUGGAGCAGGAUACGGGGACUCGGUGGAGCAGUGCCGGGCCGAGGUGGAGCGUCUGAACCGGGAGCUGGCGGAGGCCAACCGAGAGAAGAUCCGAGCGGCGGAGUGCGGGCUGGUGGUCCUGGAGGAAAACCAGAGCCUGAAGCAGCAGUAUGGAGACCUGGAGGCCGAGCAGGAGGCGCUGAAGCUGGAGCUGGAGCAGCUGCAGGAGGCAUUCGGCCAGGCUUAUUCCACCCAGCGUAAGGUGGCAGAGGAUGGGGAGACCAAUGAGGAGACUCUGCUGCAGGAGUCCGCCACCAAGGAGGCCUACUACAUGGGUCGUCUCAUGGAGCUCCAGUCGGAGCUGAAGCACAGUCGGGCCACUGCUGCCAAUGCUCAGACUGACAACGAGCACCUGAGCUCACUGCUGCAGGAGCUGCGGGAGCAGAGUAACGAGAUGUUGGAGCUGCAGCGCAGUCGGAUGCGAGAGGAGAUCGGGGAGUACAAGUUUCGAGAGUCGCGGCUGCUCCAGGACUACACGGAGCUGGAGGAGGAGAACAUCACUCUGCAGAAGCUGGUGUCAACACUCAAACAGAACCAGGUGGAGUAUGAAGGCCUGAAGCAUGAGAUCAAGGUCCUGGAGGAGGAGACGGAGGUCCUUAACAGUCAAUUACAGGACGCGUUGCGUUUGAAGGACAUCUCUGACACUCAGCUGGAGGAGUCGCUGGAGUCUCUGAAGAGCGAGCGUGAGCAGAAGAACCACCUGCGCAGGGAGCUGGUCCACCACCUCAGUAUGUGUGACGUGGCUUUCACAGGCAGUGCACACCUGAUGUUCACCUCGGCCCCGCCCAGUGGCACUGCCACCCCGACCUCCGUGCUCUCCCCCAGCACCGAAGAUCCGACAAGGUGUAAUGGCCACCUUCAAAGCGGAACAGGAGCAGGCACAGCUACAGGGUCUGCACCCAGGGCUAACGGAGACUGCCGAGGCCCAGGUCGAAAGUCUGAGGGGGAUGCAACGUCGGACCUCUUUAGCGAGAUGAACCUGACGGAGAUCCAGAAGCUCAAGCAGCAGCUGUUGACAGUUGAACGUGAUAAAGUAGCACUGAUGAGCAGCCUGCAAGAGUCCCAGACUCAGCUCCAACACACCCAGGGGGCUCUCACCGAACAGCAUGAGAAGGCCCUCCGCCUUAGUCAGAAAGUCACUGCCCUCCGCCGCCUGCAUCGACGAGCCAGAGCCAGCGCCGCUGCCUCUCAGCUCAACCCAGAAGCCCUGAUGGAGCUGGAUAGGUGUGAGGAGGAGGAAGAAGAGGGUGGAAAUGAUGAUGAUAAGAGCGGGACAGUAAAAAAAAGUCAGGUAUUUUCAUACCAGACACCGGGUCUGGAGAUCUUACAGUGCAAGUAUCGUGUGGCUGUGACAGAGGUGGUGGAGCUCAAGGCGGAAGUGAAAGCCCUGAGGGAGAGACUGGCUCAGUGUGGGGAGGGUGCAGCUCAGGAGAAGCUGAGAGGAAACUGUCAGCUUCAAAGGCUGGAGAGACAUGUGGCCUCACUGGAGAAGAGCUGCCGGGAUGGAAGAGAGAAGGUUUCUACCUUGGAGAUGGACUUGCAGGCAGCUCAGUCAGCAUCCAGGGAGAGUCAGAGUGCGUUGAACGCAGCUCAGGAUGAGCUGGUGACGCUGAGCGAGGAGCUUGCCCAGCUCUACCAUCAUGUCUGUCUCUGCAGCAAUGAGACACCUAACCGCGUCAUGCUGGACUACUACAGACAAGGCAGGGGGCUCAGGGGCCUCAGUGCCUGUCUCAAAGCCAUGUCUUCGGACAACAGCAAAGUGCUCCUCACACCACGCCUGGCCAGGAGGCUGGCCACCGUCGCUUCAGCAACCUCAACUCCCGUGGAGUCUCGGAGUCCUUCGGAGUCUCCGUCCAAAGAGCCCCUAUCUGGGGAGCGGGGGAGAGAGGAGAAGGAGGGGGACCGUGAGGGCCUCCAUGUUCCGUCUGAGCAGAGCUUGCCGCCCUGCACACCUCCAACCCGCUCACCCAGCAUCAGUGCCUCUUCAUCGUCGUCAUCAUCGUCAUCACCUGCCCUGGAGCCAGCUGGAGAGCUGCGCAGGGAGCCCAUGAACAUUUACAACCUUAACUCUAUCAUCAGAGACCAGGUGAAGCACCUUCAGCGGGCAGUGGACAGGUCUCUGCAGCUGUCCAGACAGAGAGCUGCAGCCAGGGAACUGGCCCCUCUGCUGGACAAGGACAAGGAGAGCUGCAUGGAGGAGAUCCUGAAGCUCAAGUCUCUGCUCAGCACCAAAAGAGAGCAGAUAGCCACGCUAAGACUGGUUCUCAAGGCCAACAAACAGACAGCAGAGGUGGCUCUGUCCAACCUGAAGAGUAAGUACGAGGCGGAGAAGUCCAUGGUGACUGACACCAUGACGAAGCUGAGGAACGAGCUGAAGGCCCUGAAAGAGGAUGCAGCGACGUUCUCCUCUCUACGAGCAAUGUUUGCCACCAGGUGUGAUGAGUAUGUGACCCAGCUGGAUGAGAUGCAGAGGCAACUGGCUGCUGCUGAGGACGAGAAGAAGACUUUGAACUCUCUCCUGCGGAUGGCCAUCCAGCAGAAACUGGCCCUCACCCAGCGCCUGGAGGAUUUGGCCUUUGACCAAGAGCAGACCCACCGGACCCGCGGGAGCAGGCUGACCCGUAUGAAGACCAGCACCCCCAAAGUAAGUCCCCCGGCCUCGGCUUCGGCCUCCAACCUUGCCCAUGGCCCCGCUUCGGCUUUGGCCCCUGGUAGCCUCCCCCCUUCCAGCCUUACUAGUCCUACGUCAUUUUUUUCUGAUGACCCUUCAGCCAACCUUAGUGCAUCCAUGGUCAGUGCAGCUGCUGCGGCUCUGGCUUCAGCUCUCACUUCCCCCACCUCACACAUACCCCCCCCUCGCAGUCCAUCAUCACCAGCAAUCGCCUCAUCGGUUGGCCCCGUGGCGCCAGAGAGCCCCCCAUCUUUGGAGGCCCCCUCCUCUUCCUCAUCCCAGACCCCGCCAUCAACCCCUCUGAGGCUGGCUCACUCCCAGUGGACCCUGGGGGUGCGGACGUUUAUGGUUGACUCCCAAAGUUUCAGUGUCAAUAUCCCCCCCGCUCUGCCCCGUAGCUCUGGCCUCUCCAGGCAUUACACAUCAGACUCUCCACCCUCUCCGCUGUCAACCUCUAGCACCACCACCAUUACUGCUACUACCACCACCAGGCCUGCCCAGCCAGAAUCUGCCCCGUCCUCUCCUUACCGUUCCCCCGUCCUAGGGCUCAGGCGCUCCACGUGGAGCCCCUCGCCCCGAACUCGGCCCUUGUCCAGCCUGACACGCUCCUCAAUCCUCCACACUCCUGCCUCGUCCUCCCCUUACUCCUCCUCCCAUUCCCCUUCUUCCUCCCACAGCUAUUCAUCCGCCUACUACAGCUCCUCUUCUGCUUAUACCCCCUCUAGCUCCUACCUCACUUCAGGCACCCCCACCUACUACACCCACUCAAGCAACUACACUCCCCUCUACCCCAGAUACUACAGUUCCUACCGGCCCCGACACUGA
Messenger RNA from Scomber japonicus (chub mackerel), 3546 nucleotides. RefSeq names its product protein bicaudal D homolog 1-like. Lineage: Eukaryota; Metazoa; Chordata; Actinopteri; Scombriformes; Scombridae. Bases 1 to 3546 code for a protein of 1181 amino acids. The transcript has 11 exons. Gene Ontology annotation, biological process: regulation of microtubule cytoskeleton organization; microtubule anchoring at microtubule organizing center; positive regulation of receptor-mediated endocytosis. The record is from RefSeq and is a predicted model, not a curated record. Gene Ontology annotation, molecular function: dynein intermediate chain binding; cytoskeletal adaptor activity; dynein complex binding. Gene Ontology annotation, cellular component: cytosol; Golgi apparatus.